AUGCUAAAAGGAAGGACCUAAAUAAUGUUAUAAAAUAAUUUAUAAACUUAAUAAUAAUAUAUUUGUAUAUCUGGCAAAAGAUUGCCUCAAGUUAAUCGAGUUUUGAUGAUAUUAUUAAAAAAUAAUUAAAUAGUCCAAAUGGGUUGAAGAACAGUAGUCGAAUGAUGACGAGGGACAACAAUAUCAUAUCAUCUGGAAAAUCAAACAAAGAUCCAAUCACAACACCUCCUAUAUCCAACUGCUCACAAAUUGAAAGAAUAUUAUUCAAAUUCAGACCUCCACACAACAAUCCACCAAAUCUCCACCGAUAUCCGUACGCAAUCCUUCAGGUGUUUGUGCAUUUGCCUAAAAGAGAUAUUCAUCAGUGGAGGUUAUUAUAAGUUCAUAUCACGAGCUUGCAGAGAUAGGUGAAAUGGAGAUGUCACUGUUAAAGGCACUUCUGAAAAACAUUUCUGCUUUUCUUCAUUUGUCGGAUAACAAAUGUAGUGAAAUUGUUGAAAAGUAUUACAUCAAGAAUGAACAAGUGCUUAAGUUGAUUAAACCGGUGCUCGAGUCUAUUGUUGAUGCUGAUGUGGCUUCGGAUCAAGCGUUACAAAAGGAAUUUGCGGGGAUGAGUCAGUCUGUCGAUGAAGUUCGGGAGCUUUUUGAAGAAUCGCAUCCGUUAAUGAGUAAAGUUUACUUUGUUUUGAAGGCCGAAUCGUUGGUUACAAAAGUUCAAACCCAUUGUCUGGAUAUCCUUGAGCUGCUGCAAUCAUGCGAAGGGCUACCUGUUGAACUGAGUUCAGCGUCACUUGAGCACUGCGUGCAGAAAAUUAAACAUAUGGGAUAUGAAAAGCCAUCGGCAAUUAUCUCAAAAGCGAUAAAAGAACAAGUGGAGGGUAACGAACCCAGCUCAGGUAUCAGGUCAGAAAUUGCGGAUUUGCUUAGCUUAAAGUCAAAUCAAGAACUUUUAAUCGAGUUGGUAGCCCUCGAAAACUUAAAGGAGGAUGCCGAACAGUUAGAGAAGAUUAGGGAUGUAGAGUAUAUCGAGGAAAUGAUUAAUCUUGUUACUCACAUGCAUGAUUGCUUUAUUGAAAUGAAACAAUCACAGAGCUCUAACACUGUACCGAUACCACCCGACUUUUGUUGCCCGUUAUCACUUGAACUCAUGACUGACCCUGUGAUUGUAUCUUCUGGUCAAACAUAUGAACGGGGGUAUAUCCGUAAUUGGAUUGAUCUUGGUCUUACUGUUUGCCCUAAGACGAUGCAAACCCUUGUCCACACUAAUCUUAUUCCUAAUUACACCGUUAAGGCAUUAAUCGCAAGCUGGUGCGAGUCGAACAACGUUAACCUGCCAGACCCUGUGAAGUCGAUGAUCCGUCAGGAAGAAGCUUCGCUGAUGAAUCAUGUCCAUUCAUCUUCGGAAGAUUCGAUGCCUGAGCUGGAAAACGAGAGUGUUGAACUAAAUGAAUCCGGGGAAAGAAUUGUGGAUUUGGGUGGACCUGCUGCCAUAUCGCCGCCAAGAAACGAAUCACCAGGUGGCGGUGGAGCGGAUGACGGGUCGGUGGAACACUCGCAUGGUUCAAAUGAAGAGUCUUCACCACAGGUGGUGACGGGAAACAGUAGUGACGCUUCAGGGGAGGUGAUGGCAGAGGCUCACCCCGCCAUGGCCGCCACGAGUGCCGCCCCACAAACGGACCCGCAUGAAUACUCACCGAGGUUCCGAACCCGACCACGGAAUCCGAUAUGGCGAAGACCGUCUGAAAGAUUCGGACCGAGAAUCAUUUCUUCUGUUCCUGAAACCCGGUCCGAUCUCGGUGAAAUUGAAACCCAGGUAAAAAAAUUGAUUGAUGACUUGAGUGGCACUUCACUUGAUACGGUAAAAAAUGCCACUUUCGAACUCAGAUUACUUGCGAGACACGAUAAGGAUAUUCGAAACGUCAUAGCAAACUGUGGGGCCAUCAACUUGUUAAUCGGCCUGCUCUAUUCACCCGACCAGAACAUCCAAGAAAAUGCUGUUACCGCGCUUUUAAACUUAUCAAUAAACGAUAUCAACAAAACCACAAUCGGUAAUUCGAACGCGAUCGAACCGUUAAUCCACGUCCUCGAAACCGGGAGCUCAGAAGCCAAAGAAAAUUCCGCUGCGACACUAUUCAGUCUCUCGGUAAUUGAAGAAAACAAGAUAAAAAUCGGGAGGUCGGGAGCCAUCGGGCCUCUCGUCGAUCUACUAGGAAACGGGACCCCAAGGGGAAAGAAAGAUGCAGCUACGGCUCUGUUUAACCUAUCAACAUUUCAUGAAAACAAGGGGCGUAUUGUGCAGGCAGGUGCUGUUAGGUUUCUUGUGGAUUUAAUGGACCCUGCAGCCGGGCUGGUUGAUAAGGCGGUUGCGGUUCUAUCGAAUCUAGCUACGAUUCCGGAGGGUCGAGCUAGGAUUGGUCAGGAGGGUGGGAUACCGAUGCUUGUUGAAGUGGUGGAAUUGGGGUCAGCUCGAGCGAAGGAGAAUGCUGCUGCAGCACUUUUACAGUUGUGUACUAAUAGUAACAGAUUUUGCAACAUGGUACUUCAUGAAGGAGCUAUUCCACCGUUGGCAGCUUUGUCACACACGGGUACCCCGAGAGCCAAAGAAAAGGCUCAGUCGCUUCUUAGUUUCUUUAGAAAUCAGAGGCAUGGAAAUGGAGGGAGGAGAUGAGGGUUGGUUUUUCAAGUAGGUUUUGUAUACUGGUGUAAAUUUAGUGUUGAUUUGUGACAGAAAAGAAAAGGGGAAACGGGAUACAUGAUUUUUGGAGGUUAGUUUUCUCAUGAUUUUUAUGAAGUUCAUACCUGUUUUUGCAUAGGUUUAUUGUAGUUUUGUGAUUGUUUUUCAGUAUUGAUCAUAAGGACGAAUGACAUGACUAAUAGUUGAAAUUUGUUCUCUCUUUUCAUCA
This is a messenger RNA of Helianthus annuus (common sunflower), 2903 nucleotides long. RefSeq names its product U-box domain-containing protein 2. The coding region runs from base 413 to 2668 and encodes 751 amino acids. Gene Ontology annotation, molecular function: ubiquitin-protein transferase activity; protein binding. The record is from RefSeq and is a predicted model, not a curated record. Gene Ontology annotation, biological process: protein ubiquitination. The transcript has 6 exons. Lineage: Eukaryota; Viridiplantae; Streptophyta; Magnoliopsida; Asterales; Asteraceae. Gene Ontology annotation, cellular component: cytoplasm; nucleus.